Molecule: messenger RNA, 2034 nt
Organism: Hyalella azteca
Lineage: Eukaryota; Metazoa; Arthropoda; Malacostraca; Amphipoda; Hyalellidae
Gene: ND-49
Product: NADH-ubiquinone oxidoreductase 49 kDa subunit
Exons: 9
Coding region: 65-1480 (471 amino acids)
Biological process (GO): mitochondrial electron transport, NADH to ubiquinone
Molecular function (GO): NAD binding; NADH dehydrogenase (ubiquinone) activity; quinone binding
Source: RefSeq, a predicted model, not a curated record
UCCCCUACAAUUUUUCCCUAGAUAAGACAGCUGAGCAAAAUAAUACAGUGGCUUAGUCGGCGAAAUGGCCACCUUAUUGAGGAAUUUAGGUCGCUCUACAGUGAAUAAACUGAUUGCAUGGGACUUCAAGGCCACAUUAAAACCUGCUAUACCAACAAUACUUGCCGGAAGCCGGAAUGCAGCGUCAUGGUAUCCAGAUGAAAAGUAUUUCAAGUACUAUGAUGUGCCUUUCCUUUGGCCUGAGAAUGAGGAGCUGACAGAAGAAAUGAAGAAAAUGACUUCAUACAAUGGGAUUUUGGUGCCUGAAGAGAAGGAAGUCCAGAAUAUGAUGCUGAACUUUGGCCCUCAGCACCCUGCAGCUCAUGGAGUGCUGCGUCUGGUCAUGGAGCUUGAUGGAGAGACAGUGCUACGCAAUGACCCACACAUUGGGCUGCUGCACCGUGGGACUGAGAAGCUCAUUGAGUACAAAACAUAUUUGCAAGCACUGCCAUAUUUUGACCGUCUUGACUAUGUCUCUAUGAUGUGCAAUGAGCAAGCCUAUUGCUUAGCGGUCGAGAAACUCCUGGGCAUAGAGGCUCCUCUCCGGGCUAAAUAUAUCAGGACCAUGUUUGGGGAGAUCACACGUAUCCUGAACCACUGCAUGUUCCUGGGUGCUCACGCCCUUGACGUGGGGGCGAUCACGCCCUUCCUCUACGUCUUCGAGGAGCGUGAGAAGCUCAUGGAGUUCUACGAACGCGUGUCAGGCGCCCGCCUGCACGCUGCUUACGUCAGGCCUGGCGGUGUGGCUCUGGACUUACCGAUUGGUAUCAUGGACGACCUUUACGACUUCAUCUCUAAAUUCGGCGAACGUCUGGACGAGUGCGAAGACCUGCUCACCUCCAACAGAAUUUGGGUGCAGCGAACCAAGGACGUCGGCAUCGUGUCCGCUGAAGACGCGCUCAACUAUGGCUUCAGUGGCGUGAUGCUGCGCGGCUCAGGCAUCAAGUGGGACAUCAGGAAGGCCGCUCCUUACGACGCUUAUGGCCUCGUCGAGUUCGACGUUCCGAUUGGCAAGAAUGGCGACACUUACGACAGAUACCUCAUCCGGCUGGAGGAGAUGCGGCAGUCGCUAAACAUCAUAGAACAAUGCCUGAACAACAUGCCGCCUGGUGAAGUGCGGACAGACGAUGCGAAGAUCGUGCCUCCUAAACGUGCCGAGAUGAAGUCGUCGAUGGAGGCGCUGAUUCACCACUUCAAGCUGUUCACGCAAGGCUUCCAGGUGCCGCCCGGCGCUACCUACACCGCUGUUGAGGCGCCCAAGGGCGAGUUCGGCGUGUACCUCGUCUCGGACGGCUCCUCCAAGCCUUACAGGUGCAAGAUCAAGGCGCCAGGCUUCGCCCACCUGGCUGGGCUGGACAUGGUCGCCAAGAACCACAUGCUCGCUGACGUCGUCGCCAUCAUCGGCACGCUCGACAUCGUCUUCGGCGAAGUCGAUCGUUAAAAUUUACAACCAUCAAUUAUAUCAAUUCUGUACGUCAGACGCCUCUACUUGACACAAGAUUAAAUGCGAAUGUUAAUGGUUUCGCCUAUUUCUCAUAAAGAUAUUUUUUAUUUAUUUCCGGUGUUCUGGAAAAAGUGAUGCUAAAGUUAGAACGCAUCAUUGAAUCGGAAGUGAAACUAUUUGGAUUUUUGUGUGAGUUCAGAAAUCUGACUGCAUCGACAAUUUUAUUUACCAUGAAUUAAAGGAAGACUAAGCCUUCAAAGUUUCAUAGCACCUCUGAUGUGGAAUUAGUGUCGGCCUCUGCUACCUGGAAAUGGCAUUCAAGUUUUUUCGUGACUCCCGUAAAUCACGUUCAGUAGAAGAAAAUAUCAAAGCCAAGAUCCGCGUAUUUUAUGAGAUCGUUGAAAAUCUGGGUUCAGGUUGAUUAAUUUGUCUGCAAGACAAUUUACUUUUGAUGUUAUGUCCCCUGUAUUGAAAUUCAUUGAAGCCAUCCUGUUAACUCUUGUAAAUAUUCUGUACGUUGAAGAAGAUUCUUUAAUAUAAGGAAUAAUAUA